Molecule: messenger RNA, 6801 nt
Organism: Chelonia mydas (Green sea turtle)
Lineage: Eukaryota; Metazoa; Chordata; Testudines; Cheloniidae
Gene: SVOP
Product: SV2 related protein
Exons: 17
Coding region: 483-1925 (480 amino acids)
Biological process (GO): transmembrane transport
Cellular component (GO): membrane
Molecular function (GO): transmembrane transporter activity
Source: RefSeq, a predicted model, not a curated record
UCUUCCCCAGGUCUUCUCUUUCUUUCCCCUCCCUUCCUCCACUCCCUCUUGGCUGCCGCUUUGUUUCGGUGGCUGCUGGUGCAGCUGCUGCUGCUGUAGCGGAGGGAGCUGUCCAGCAGCCAGCGCUCCUGAAAUCCCAGCCUCUCUCCAUUAACCACAAUGUAAGAGCAAUGAGAACAGCUCUACCAAACCCAGCCUGGCAAUGGAGGAUGAUUUAUUCCAGCUAAGACAGCUGCCGCAAAUCCCUGGAAGUAUGCCAAAGUAAGGAGUGAAUAAAGACUGAGUGAAAACCGAGUAAGGACAUCUGGAUUUGGGUGGUCAAGUUUCGCCGAACAGGGGAAAGUUCCAGGUCAGACGAAGAUGCCAUUUCAGGAGAGCAUGAAAUUCAGAUUGAAGGUGUUCGGACAGAGCUAGAGGCUAUAGAGCUAGAAGAUGGAGCUGCAGUGCCAAAGGAAUUUGCCAACCCAACUGAUGAUACUUUUAUGGUGGAAGAUGCGGUGGAAGCCAUCGGGUUUGGGAAAUUCCAGUGGAAGCUCUCUGUUCUUACUGGAUUAGCAUGGAUGGCAGAUGCAAUGGAAAUGAUGAUUCUAAGUAUCCUAGCUCCUCAGCUUCAUUGUGAGUGGCGAUUACCAAGCUGGCAGGUUGCAUUGCUUACAUCGGUGGUGUUUGUGGGAAUGAUGUGCAGCUCUACACUCUGGGGAAACAUUUCAGACCAGUAUGGCAGAAAAACUGGGCUAAAGAUCAGUGUGUUCUGGACCCUGUACUAUGGGAUCCUCAGUGGUUUUGCACCAGUAUACAGUUGGAUCCUUGUGCUCAGGGGACUGGUGGGCUUUGGGAUUGGAGGGGUACCUCAGUCAGUAACCUUAUAUGCUGAAUUCCUUCCAAUGAAAGCUAGAGCAAAAUGCAUUUUAUUAAUAGAGGUCUUUUGGGCCAUUGGGACUGUAUUUGAAGUCCUCCUUGCAGUGUUUGUGAUGCCCACUCUUGGCUGGCGUUGGCUGCUCAUUCUUUCUGCUGUUCCACUCUUGCUGUUCGCCAUCUUAUGUUUUUGGCUGCCAGAAAGUGCAAGAUAUGAUGUGUUAUCUGGAAACCAAGAGAAGGCUAUUGCCACUUUGAAGCGGAUAGCAGCAGAAAAUGGAGCUCCAAUGCCUCUGGGAAAAUUAAUCAUUUCCAGACAGGAAGACCGGGGGAAAAUGAGGGACCUUUUCACACCCCAGUUUAGAUGGACAACAUUGUUGCUUUGGCUUAUAUGGUUUUCCAAUGCCUUUUCUUAUUAUGGGUUAGUUUUAUUAACUACAGAGCUCUUUCAAGCAGGGGAUGUCUGCAGCAUUUCCAGUAGAAGGAAAGCAGUUAAGGCAAAAUGCAGCCUGGCCUGUGAGUAUCUGACAGAGGAAGACUACACUGAUCUGCUCUGGACCACUUUAUCGGAGUUCCCAGGUGUCCUGGUGACCCUAUGGAUUAUUGAUCGGAUAGGCCGUAAAAAAACCAUGGCGCUGUCCUUUUUUGUCUUCUCGUUUUGUAGUCUUCUGUUAUUUCUCUGCGUUGGAAGAAAUGUUCUUACUGUGCUGCUCUUCAUCGCAAGGGCUUUCAUUUCAGGAGGAUUUCAGGCUGCUUAUGUUUACACUCCUGAGGUUUACCCAACAGCUACUCGUGCUCUGGGCCUGGGAACAUGCAGUGGAAUGGCCAGAGUGGGAGCCUUAAUAACUCCAUUUAUUGCACAGGUGAUGCUGGAAUCUUCAGUCUAUUUAACUCUGGUGGUUUACAGUGGAUGCUGCCUGUUGGCAGCCUUGGCUUCCUGUUUUUUGCCCAUUGAAACCAAAGGGCGUGGUCUGCAGGAGUCCAGCCACAGAGAAUGGGGACAAGAGAUGGUUGGGAGAGGAUCCCACAACAUGGGAGUCACCAGGUCAAAUUCUGGAUCACAGGAAUGAUAGGACAAGAGCCCCCCCUGCCCCCUUGCAAGGAAGGGUGAAACAAGCAAGAAUUGUAUUUUUAAAAACCAAGCGUAUAAAGCCGACCGUGCUGUCACUGCCAAUGUCAUGUGUCAAAAUGCAGGAACUUUUGAUUUGGACCUAAGCAAAUUGUGUCUUUCCUACUCUUUGCUCACACUCAUAAAAAUUUACUUGUGUAAUGAGAGACAUUUGAUCAGGAUGUCAUUUGAAGUUCAGAGAGAAGGGGAUUUUUAAUAGUCUGUUGUGCUUGCAUGGUCAGAUACUGAGCUUAAAAUGUCCUGUGUCAAGCAAAUAGCUAACUGAAUGCAAUUCAGUAUCAGCUUGUAAUUUUAAAAAAAACCAGUACUUUUGAUGCCUAAACGCAAAAGAUUAAUAUUUACUGUGUACCUGGCAUAGCACACGGUGGGUUCCAUACACUACAGAAUAGGGUUUUUAAAUUAGAUGCCUGCCUUGCACUUUUUAGUCAUCAACAACAACCUGUUGUAACAGCAAACCAACCAAUGCUUUCCAGUUCCCUUGCCUAUAAGUUCUGUUCCUUGGAAAUUACCAGGCACUGAGAAGGUUGUUUGGAAUGUAUCUUGAGUGUUUGCUUUCCUCAAGGCAGAGUAGUUUGAGUCUGUGAAGAGUGCUGUUGGAUGUAGAAAUGGGACAUUAUAUAAGAAAUGUAAAUUCUAGCGGUUUGGAACAGAAUUUACCUUUUGCCAGAAGCAUUGAGCCCUCUGUCUGUUGCAUUGGUGAAGACUGCUUCAGCUGUCCUGAUGUCUCUGUGUGUGUGGAGAUGCACGCUGUGGUUUACUGCAUGGGUCCAGAUAUGUUUCUGUUCAAUUUGCGUAAGUACAUUCCCAUAGUGGUGUAGCCAAUGCCUAUGACACAAUUGUCUUAAUCUGAACAGCUGCUUGUAGCACUUUCGAUGGAACUGCCUUCAUGUGUCUCCCAACAGGAGCAGGUUCUCUGUCAGCUGGGUAGAGCUCUAGGGUAGCUGCCAGUUGUACAUGGAAUGUAAUGGCAAGUUAUGAAGGAAUGUAACUGGCGUCAUAUCUUAAAUGAGAAGAAGUCCUGGGAAGAGCUAUACCAGUGUCAUCAGUAGAAGAUUGACUCUCCCCUAGCAAUUUUGGUGUAGUUGAUACAGUUCUUUCUCUCACCACAGGGAGUGGUAUAGUUCAGGUGAGGACAACUCAAUUCAUAUGUACUAUCUGUGUAGCCUUUUGGUUUGUAAGGAAUCUGUCUGAGAAUGGGGAUUCAGAUUUCAAAACUUGAUGGAUGUAAGGCAAAGAAAGGUGUAACAAAAUCAGACAGUUAUCAUCCAUGGGUCUUGGUAUUUUUCCAGAAAUCCAGCCUAUGGAAUACACCAUCAAAAGUAACUGAGAGGUGCUUAAUUCUAGUCGCUAGGCUGUGGGAAGCCAUGUGUUUUCCAUAAUAUGUCUGGUCAGUCGCUUCACAGAAAUAUAGGGUUGUGCAUGCUAUGGAUUUUGCACAAGACCAUAUUUAACUACAUGGUGGAUCAAGCCAUGGAAAAGGCCUUUUCUCUGGGGCUGAAAUAGUUCACUGAGUAUGCCGAUGGGUGCAAAAUAAGAGAACACAAUCUACAUGUGAUAUAUGCCACCAUGUGUCAGCAAUGCCCCUCUGCCAUGUACAUUGGUCAAACUGGACAGUCUCUACGUAAAAGAAUAAAUGGACACAAAUCAGACGUCAAGAAUUAUAACAUUUAUAAACUAGUUGAACACUUCAGUCUGUCUGGUCACUCGAUUACGGACCUAAAAGAGGCAAUACUUCAACAAAAAAACUUCAAAAACAGACUCCAACGAGAGACUGCUGAAUUGGAAUUAAUUUGCAAACUGGAUACAAUUAACUUAGGCUUGAAUAGAGACUGGGAGUGGAUGGGUCAUUACACAAAGUAAAACUAUUUCUCCAUGUUCCCCCCCCCCUCCACCUCCCACUGUUUCUCAGAUGUUCUUGUCAACUGCUGGAAAUGGCCCACCUUGAUUAUCACUACAAAAGGUCCCCCCACCCCCGCUCUCCUGCUGGUAAUAGCUCACCUUAAGUGAUCACUCUUGUUACAGUGUGUAUGGUAACACCCAUUGUUUCAUGUUCUCUGUGUAUAUAAAUCUCCCCACUGUAUUUUCCACUGAAUGCAUCCCAUGAAGUGAGCUGUAGCUCACGAAAGCUUAUGCUCAAAUAAAUUUGUUAGUCUCUAAGGUGCCACAAGUACUCCUAGGCUGUUUAACUUAUACCAUUAUAUGAAAUUACACAUGGGAAAUUCCUUAAAGGAAUUUGAAGAUCUCCAAAUUACCAGGAAAGGCCAAGUCAAUUGUUGGCAUUCUGCCUGGAGGUGUCUUAUGGUGCAGAAGGUGUAAGACUGACAAGGGACCCAAAGUCUAAAUAUUCACCUAGCAUUAAAAGAUGGUGGUUACAAUGAAGUACUCCAGAAAUAGCUGGCUGGUCUGAACAGGUUAAUGUUACAUUUUCAUAUUAAUGUUAAUAUGAAAAUGUAAUUCAGUUCAGAGAUAUCCAGCUUUAUAUGUGUUUGAUGUCAUAGGAGAAUGUUGUCCAUUUCUAAUACUAACACUUUGCAUUGGUAUGAGUAUCUCUGCCUGUCUAUUAGUUCGGUAUUCAGUGUUGACUCUCCAAUAUGCUAAAAGUUCCAAUCAAUCUAAAGGAGGGGUUCUCAAACGUCCUUGCACCAUGACCCCCUUCUGACAACAAAAAUUACGACAAGACCCCAGGAUGGGGGACCGAUGCCUGAGCCCGCCCGAGCCCCAGCACUCCAGGCGGGGUGCCAAGCUGAAGCCCAAGGGCUACAUCCCCAGGCAGGGGGCCUGUAACUUGAACCCUGCCACCAAGGGCUGAAGCCCUUGUGCUUUGGCUUUGGCCCUGGGCGGUAGGGCUCGGGAGUCAGCCCCAGGCCCCAGCAAAUCUAAGUCAGCCCUGGCCACCCCAUUAAAAUGGGGUCACAACCCACUGGUGGUCCCGACCUACAGUUUGAGAACCGCUGAUCUAAAGUGAACAGAAAGUAUUCUUAAUUAGAAGAUAAUGGGAGUAGUUCCUCCUUAUCUCCUCACCAUUCAGAUUCUAACUGGAUAUCCCUCCCUCAUGUAUUAUGCAACUAGAGUGGCUCAGUGCUGCCCUCAAAUUCAUGUGGCACACCUGCUUGUUUACCUGGGGCUCUCCUGGUAAUGUACACAAGAUAUACAGCAUAUUUCUGAGGGGAGAAACAAGCCCUGAAUGGGUUUAAAUUGCAUAUUGUAACAUUCAGAUAGCCAGAGUGCAACUCCUAUUAGCUUUUGGAUUCAUGAGCACAGCUGUGUAAGGUGGUCCCUGAACCUUGCAAUGAAAACACUAUAUAGGGCCUAAGCCUGGUCUGUAAUUUGGCACCUGUAACCAGUUGCAAGCACAAAUGAUAGAAUUUAGAUCGUUACCUGAUGGGACGCAUGGUUAGACACCCAACUUCUAUCAUUUGUGCUUGCAGUGAGUUGCGCUGGCAGUUAGUUGGAUGCCCAGAAUUGGAGGCUCUUUUGAAAACUCGAUUCAUUGUAAGUGUGUUAGAGGAGAGAACAUAUGCAUGAAACCUACAACCUCACAGGAUUGCUGUGUUAACAGGCUAGCUAAUGAGCCUUUUAGCUUGCUAUUGAGCUCCUCCUCUACUUAAAAAUCUACUUCUGCCUUUCAAAUGGUCAUAUGCACACACUGCUUUGAUUUUUGAGUCAGCAUUCAACAGUUUGAAGAUAUGAUAUUGCAAUGGCCUUCAAAAUGUGCAUUCAGAGAGUUUUAUGUGAAGUGUAUGUGUGUGUGUGUGUGUAUAUAUGUGUGUAUUUAUAUACACACACUUCCAAUAAAAUAUUUCAUUUUAAUAGAUAUUUAUAGGCUAUGUAAAGGCUUUUAAUCCUGUUGAGAAGCUGGUACCUGUUUAACCUAUGACAUUUACAAUAUUACAAAAAGCCAUUUAGAGGCAUUUUUGCUUUUCAUUUUAUAUAAAUGCUGCAUUGAAAAAUGUACCUUUCUAUAAAAAUACCAGGAUCAGCCCUGCUGAAGUAACUAUAAUUCAUAGGCCUUCAGUCAAGAACAGUGGUCCCUACCUGAGGCCUGAUGGAAAGCCCAUUAAAGUCAAUAGGAGUCUUUCCACUGACUCCCAUGCCCUUUGAAUCAGACUCCAGGUAAAAGGGGACAGGAUUGGGCCCUUAAGAACUGAUUCUGUGUCACUGAAGUCAAUAGGAGUUUUGCUACUGACUUGAGUGGGAGCAGGAUCUGGCCUUUAAGCAGCUCAAGUGAGUGUCCCUGAAUGUUGUUAAUAAUGGAGGAGGAUGUUCCAGCAUGUCCACUGAGAAAAGCUGAAGAACAUUUCAGUUGAUGCACUAUAGCCUAUAAAUAGUCACGUCAUAUUUUGUUAAUAUGGCAACAUUAUUAAUGUAGAUAAUUAAGCUUCCAAAGAUUUUGUUUUAAACACUGUUGUGUAUUUUUCACUGGGGAAGGAAUUAAUAUAGCUAGUUCAUUUUAAAAAAUAAAAUAAAAUGAGAUCAUUUUGAAUUAAACUUAGGAGCAAACAGAAUUGUGGGGUUCACAGAUACGUUAACUGUCCAAUUAAUUAAUGUGCAGAGCUGUUGUGGGGAAUGUAAUUCUCCCAGCAUGCUCUGACAAGUGAUUUAGUAUUCCUAAAUGCUUGCUGAAAGAACAUUGAAUGUUAUCUUGUGUUUGAAUGUACAGUUUCUAAGCUGGAUACAUUUUAAUGUUUAAAAAACUUUGUGUAUAUUGAGCUUGUUGUACAAUAUUCUUUUUGUUCCUAUGUUAAUAAUGCAACAUUGGAUAGUUUGAUUCCACACUUGAUAUUUUAUGUUGAAUAAAUUAAUAGUUUUUACAGUAA